Messenger RNA from Parathielavia appendiculata, 3360 nucleotides. RefSeq lists its product as uncharacterized. Gene Ontology annotation, molecular function: zinc ion binding; DNA-binding transcription factor activity, RNA polymerase II-specific. Bases 486 to 2918 code for a protein of 810 amino acids. The transcript has a single exon. The record is from RefSeq and is a predicted model, not a curated record. Lineage: Eukaryota; Fungi; Ascomycota; Sordariomycetes; Sordariales; Chaetomiaceae. Gene Ontology annotation, biological process: regulation of DNA-templated transcription.
CGAAGAGCAAGUGAUAUAUCGGCCUGACUCCUCCGGUCGCGUUUCUGCCUCGUUUUUCUCUUUCUUCCUCCGUCGAAACAUUGGAUUUCGUCAGUCGCAAUUGCCCGACUGCUGUCAAAGCAACCUUGGGACAUUUGCCACGAACACAAGCAGAGACCCAGAGGACACCGCAUCUUAGUAUUGGAGACCUCCUGGCCUGCCCUGCCUUUCUUCACCCCAAUCUGUUGAACACAGCCAAUUCAUCCCCACCGACAGACUCGGCGAAAUCCGAGCUUGCCGGAUUCCAAUUGGCAAUUGCUGCAUCAUCGAGAAUUGGGCACUGUAAACUGGAUCACGACGGCGGCUUGGAUCACCAACCAUACGCAAUCAAUCAUUCCGAACUCAGCUUGGCGAAGCUUCCUGACACCUUCGCCGUUCCCGACGCCGGUUUGUUUCAUAUCCCGUGCGACACCACCACCCUUGACACGCUUGUACCGAUGGCCGGCAUGGCCCGACACGGAUCGGUCGGUGCCUUCAGCGGGUUCUCCGUGUGCCAGCCGGCACUCGGGGCUCCCCUGCAGUGGCUCCCCGCAAUUGGCACCCCGGAACUCGACGACAUGAUCAACGCCUCCCUCCCCGGCCCCGCAUCCAUCCAGGACAAGAGGGCCCACAUCUCGAUGGACUUUUUUGAGUACGCCCGCCAGACAGGCGAGACCUUCAAGUUCUACCCCGUUCCCUCGGCAUCCUUCACUCCCGUGACUGCGUCGCCGGCCACUUCCGCUCUCUACGACUCGGGCUACGCAUCGAGCUCCUUCAACCACUCCCCGGUACUGUCGGACCGGGGCUCCUGGACCCAGUCCCCGGUAUCAUUCGUCCCGGCUGUGACUGAUGCGGGGACGAAGGCACGCACCUUUGCCUCCAAGAAGUCCAGCAACUCGAGCACACGGCAGCAGGCGGUCGACUUUGCGAACCAUCCCGGCAUGCGCAUUCUGACCAAGGAUGGCAAGGAUGUCACCAACUCGGCUUCCCGAGGAUGCAAGACUAAGGAGCAGCGGGACCACGCCCACCUGAUGCGGAUCAUCAAGGCUUGCGACUCGUGCCGGAGAAAGAAGGUCCGCUGCGACCCCAGCCACAGGAAGCGGAAUGCCUCGCAAGCUUCCGCUGCACAGGCCGAUCAGAAGCCCGCGAAGCGACCAAAGAAGGCGGGAGAGUCAACUCCCGUGGCAGUGGUUGCUGCGCCGGCCGACUUUGUCACUGCGGACGCCUUCGGCCCGGAGGCUCUUUCCUUUCCCACCUUGGAGACCAGUUAUCCCGAAAAUUUCGAGGAGUACUGGAACGAGUUCACCACCCUUGACCACGAGCCAGUCACUGUUGCUUCUGGCCUUGCCAUUGAUGAAUUCUUCUUCGAUUCUUUCACCGACCUGCAGAGCUUCGUCUCCCCCAGCUCCGGCUCGAGUGCCACUUCGCCAUCCCAGAUCCUCACUCCAUUCUCUCCGGCUCGCCCGGGUGCUUCUCCAGUUGCCGCACCCAAUGUCACGGUCGAGGUUUCGGGCGAGGUUUCACUUGAGGAUCUGACCGUCCCGUAUCUCAACCCGGGCGUUGCCCAUGGCACCAACUAUGUCGACUUCAGCCUCUAUUCACCGGGCCCUGAAGUCUUUGAUGAGGACCCUGUUCUCCAAAUGAGGGAACUCAGAAGCCAACAGCAAUCCCCACAAUCGCCGCGCCAUGUCGCUCACCACACAAUCCCUCAGAACUCGCUAAGCACUUCGGUCGUCGACGUCGCCUGGGCUACACACUCUGGCGAACAAUCAGCUGGCGAGAGGUACACCAUCAGCACCUCGCCCGUUGAUCUUGCCUGGUACUAUGAUCCUGGGGAUACCACCAAUGACAAACCUAGGCGCAACAGCCACAACACACGCGCCAGCCCCACGAUGACCGAUCACAACCGGCUUGUCGAGGAAGAGACUGGUGGUAGUUGUGGCGGCGGCGGUCGCUCGCUCGCUGACCGACACACGACGAACCGCAUGAGACCUGUAGAUGGCCAUGGCUCCGAAGUCUUUGUCAACUCCUCUACCUCGACACCAGUCUCUCAGACGUCUGCACCGGCGGCGCUCUAUGGUUCUACCAGCACUGUGGUUGCCAAUGACCCGCAGUCGUCGGUUAGUCCGGGCACACGACCGCGACCCAGGAGGGUAACUGCGACAUCCCCCGACAGCCCAUCAUCACCUGUCCGCUCGCCCGGUUCCGGCGUGCUUGCAGCAACUGUCAAGUCCUCGCUGCCGUCUGCCACAGCCUGCCCGCGUUCGUCACUUGGCGGGCUUGAUGCGACAUCCUCGACGGCCGGCCGCCAAUUGUGCGAAGCCGUCAGCAUUGCCGCAUGUGGUGGCUUGGUACGCUCUGGACAGGGCUGCCCAAGCAGCACUGUGCCAAGCGAAUAUCUGGCUGGUCGCGAGUCCGGAUCGUCUGCCUGCCUUGACGGACAGCAUGCUGUGCAGCAGGGGACUGUUGCAGUCAAUGCCAUCUUGGCGAUGACGACCAUGCUGUUCUCAACCCUGCCGACACGGCGCAACGUUGUUGGGGACGAUGUGGCGUAUAUUACGUCCUCUUUCUUCCAGCUUGCCGUGUUCGGUCUUGUCUCUAUCCUCUGUGCCGCUGCCUUGCAGGCACACCUGGCAAGUCAAGUCAACCUCGUCAACAUUCUUGCCAUCACAAGCAUAUCCCUGGCCCGGCUCGCACCUUGGUGUUCCGGGCCAUCGGGCGCGCCACUGGUCGGCCCGAAAACCUUGUCACCACCGACGCCGUCUGGCAUCGUCGACAAUGUCAAGUCGAAGAUUCAGUCCAUCUCCGGGAGCCUGUUAUCGGACUUGCGGAGUACGGUAUACAGGCAGGCGAGGAACCUCAUGCCUCGCCUGCCGUCGGUGCAAACAUUGAAGCUGUAAGGCCUUGAUGUUUCUGGCAAGUGUUUUUGAUAUGUUUUGUGAUGGCUUUCUGUUGCCAGCGAGUGCUUUUUGACUAUGAUACCCAGGGUCGGAUAUUGAGACAUGUGGUCGUCCUCUUCUCUUGCUUUGUAUAUACUGUAUUUCGAUGCUUCUCUUGCCCAGCGAGGAAGCGUGGCUUGUGGUAUGGGGUUUGGGGGGAGGACGGCUUGGUGGACUGUGAGGGCCUGACUUGGAGGGGCAGUGUUUUGUUUCCUUGCUGUUUGUUUCUUGAGCAAGACAGCGCUAGCUCUUCCGGCUUGACAAAUUGAAGGUCCUCGCAGGCCAUCGUAAAUUUUUACUUGACCUUUCCUUGCUGCCGGUGGUGUGUCUGGAUGUUUGCAGUCCAACUAACCUCAUACGAUAAAGGAGGGAAGGAUGCUUGAAAUAUGCGAUUUCAAGGGUG